Molecule: messenger RNA, 2344 nt
Organism: Purpureocillium takamizusanense
Lineage: Eukaryota; Fungi; Ascomycota; Sordariomycetes; Hypocreales; Ophiocordycipitaceae
Exons: 1
Coding region: 10-2235 (741 amino acids)
Source: RefSeq, a predicted model, not a curated record
GCCAGAAACAUGGGAGCAAGAUUGUCGAGAUUAUGGACAUCUGUCCUGGGGCGAUUUUGUUUGCAAACACUCUCAUACGACGACCAGCUCGACUCCAACUCUAUUCGGUUGCUGUCUUUGGUUCGUCCAAGAUGGUUCUCAUUCGGUCUCUGCAGCCCACAGCUUGUCAUGUCCAAGCACAGCAUGGAUGACCUGCCGAAAUACCUCGCCUUGUCCUACACCUGGGGACCGCCGCAGGAUGAGGCUGGAGCAGGCAAGUAUGGCCAGACAUUGCCAAUACGCGUAAACGACAGCUCAUUUCCCGUGCUGCGUAACCUCUUCGAGGCAUUGCAUGGACUGCAACGACGAUGGAACUUCAAGGACGAUAUUCAGCACCUAUGGAUCGACGCCAUCUGCAUCAACCAGCAUGACCUCGACGAGCGGGCCGCUCAGGUCGCCAUCAUGGACCAGGUGUACAAGCGAUCUUCUACAACCGCCAUCUGGUUGGGCACGGCCGGCCCUGAAGCUGACGCCACGAUGCAAGUUUUUGACGCGAUUCGGCGCAUCCCAUCAGAGGAGUUCGCCCCGUACUACAGGCAACAUCCCAACGGCGCAGCACCGCCUGCCGCAUUUUGGCUCAAGCACGGUCUCCCGGGGUUUGACGACGAAGAGACAUGGCGGCCUGUGGUACGAUUCUUUGAGCACCGGUGGUUCAACCGCGCGUGGAUCAUCCAAGAGGCGACCCUUUCGUCCAACAACAUGUACCUCUUUUGGGGUCGCCAUGCCAUGACGUGGGACGACGUCGGACACGUCGCAUUCGCGGGACAGGUCGCGCGGCUCGGCAUCAUGACAAGCCAGCCUGCGCUGGCGCGGUAUCUCGCGGGAGACCCGGCGGCCGGGCAAGUUUGCGACUGGGUUGUGCGCGAUCCGCUCGUGAAUAGCUUCCAGCUGUGGUACAACCGGCACCGAUAUCUGCAGCGAAGCCUGACGCUGCACGACGACACGAUGCUGAGGGAAAUGCGCGCGCUCACGGGAUGCGACGGGGCCGGGGCUGCUUCAUGGCUCAUGUACUUUGCCCUGUCCAACCGGUGGGCAGACGCGUCGGAUGCGCGGGACAAGGUCUUUUGUCACCUGGGAAUGGUCAACAACAUUGCGUCCCAAGAUGGUCUGGCUCUAUCGAGCGUGCAGCCGGAUUACUCUGCGGCGGUGGAUGCCGCCCAGUUGUACAAGCGGCUCAUGACAGAACUCGUGCAGGAGACCAACAGCCUCGCCAUCUUCAUGGCCGUCAGCGAUCCGCCCUCAGCACGGCUUGCUGGUCUCCCAACUUGGGUGCCAGAUCUGUCGCGGCGACACGGGCUUGACCUGAUGUGGUCCAUCCGACCGCAAUUCAACGCUUGUCAGGCGAACGGAGAGAACACGGGGUCUCGAAAAACAUCAAGGGUCGUCGUCAGCGGAGAGAGUCUGCAUGUCAAGGCAAUGAUGAUUGGAUCAGUGACAACCCUGAGCGCGUCACUGCCUGACUUUCUCGGUCCUUCCUGGCACAGUUGGGCUGGCCAGCUUCUUGCCCUCGAUCCCGUAUACCGCUAUACGGGCGAAUCGCGCGUCGAGGCAUUCUGGCGAACCGCGCUGAUGAACUCGGUCGCUCGCACGUUUCCCGCGCAGUGGCCCGGCGUCAGCUCGGCGGGAGACAUGUUCCGUGCGUACGUGCUGCAGAGCAUGACGAGGUACUACCCCGGAGCAGAGGCCGAUAGUGCGACACGCGAGAAGUACCGUCACAGCCUCUGCGAUGUGAACGAUCUGGCGGCGGCGGACCAUUCGGGGCAGAUACCGUCGUUCAACGGGCUGAGCGACCUGACGGCGCAGAUUGCGGGCGUGGGCGAGGAGGAGCUCCUGACGCUGCCUGACUCGGCGGUGUUGGAGGCGCUGGGCGCGUCCGUCGACAAGGCAUCGGGAUUCCUGAUCGGGAUGGACGGGAGCAUGGUGAACCGUCGGAUCGUCAUGACAGGAGAGGGCCACAUUGCCAACGCGCCCAUGUGGACGGAGGUGGGCGACGCGAUAGCCGUGCUCGACGGAUGCCCCUGCCCGGUCGUGCUCAGGCCCGCGAGGGCUAGUAAUACAUGUACGGAUACUGACCGGAAUGGAGAGCCACAGUCCCCAUCAUAUUGGAGCUUGGUCGGCCCGGCAUAUGUGCACGGUGCUAUGUAUGGGGAACUGGUAAGAGCCGGCUUGGCAUGGCGAGAGUUGACGAUCCGAUGAUAUAUGGCUCAUCAAGCACAAACGAGACCAGACACAGAGUCUGCCGGCUCUGGCAAGCACUAACCUUAUUAAAUGUUAGAAUUUUUUUUGGAAUUAUGUUGGAAUGACU